This is a messenger RNA of Marchantia polymorpha subsp. ruderalis, 6020 nucleotides long. NCBI's taxonomy places the organism in Eukaryota, Viridiplantae, Streptophyta, Marchantiopsida, Marchantiales, Marchantiaceae. The record is from the annotation of a GenBank genome assembly.
AGCCCGCCCUCCCUCCCUGCCUCCCUCGAGGCCCUCCUUCUGUGCCCAGCUUUGCGUUGAUGAGUCUCGGCAGGCAACGUUCUCUCACCGAGAAAGUGCUCUUCGCUCCCUGGAGCACGGCAGCACACCUCCCCCCCCAUCUCUGCUCUCUGCUCUCUGCUCUGCUCUGCUGUGCUCUCUUCCCUCCAUUCCAUUCCAUUCCAUUCCAUCCCAUCCCGUCCCGUCCCGUCCCCUUCCCUUCCCUUCCCUUCCCUUGGCCCUCCCGUGCGUCUGUCCACUCUUCCAUACUGUUGUGUCUCAUCUCCUCUCCCCUCCCGUUGCAGGCUAACGCACUAAGCCUCAGCCCGGGGCCUUGUCUCACAGUGCUCGCGUACUCAGGUUUCAAGGCAUCUCGUCUGUCUGGCUGUCUGUCUGUGCCCCUCUAGACUUUUCUCCUCAUCUCAUCUCAUCUCAUCUGCUGCUCUGCUCGACCCGUCUCUUCUCUUCUCUUCUCUUCUGCCCUGUCCUCUCCUCUCUUCUGCUCUGCUGUGCAGUCCCGCGGUCUCGUCUUCUGCCAUCCUUUUGCGCGGUGGCCUCCAUCUCAUCUCUCUCGCUCUCUCUCUCUCUCUCGCGCGCGCCUCCCACUUCCUUCGCUUGGAGCCCACAUCCCUCUGCCGUGCGUUGCCCCCAGUCCGUCCUACUGCCCCCAUCGCUCGCUUUUGUCUCCUCUUCUUUCUGGCACCUUUUUCCUCCGCGCUCGCUCCAUUGUUGCAUCCGGCUGAGACUGGGCCUACGAUUUGCGACGGGAAAUGGUAGAUUGUGUAGUAGGACGAUUUGUUUGUUUGGACAGGCCAGUGGCAAAUUUUUGGUUCGACAGCACCAGCCAGGAGUGCUGUCCUCCUCCCUCGCGGUGACGGGGUAUUCAUUCGGACUGCCAAGGAAGUGGCCGGAGGAGUGACAGGGUGCUGGAGCACAUCGGGGACGACUCAUAUUUUAUUUCCAUCCUCAUGAGCAUUUGCGGUGUGCACCCCAGGAAGGCGAUCCAUUUACGGUGUGACGUGUCGAGACUUCCAGAUUGGGGCGUAGGUCCUAGCUGCGCCGGCAAACAUUUGCUGCCUAUUCUUUUGUACAUCCUGGCUUGCCAUUCGUCCGUCUGCGAGCACUGCGCUUAGCAGGCUAGGGUAGAGUUGUAACCGUGUGUGCUCACCUCCGAGAAGGGAUAAGCGGUCCGCUCUUUGUCCUUUCAUCUGCCGGUUGCAUCUGCGACUUGUUCCUCUUCGUAUCACCUGUGGUCGGACGGCGAAGAUCUUUACUGUAAUCACCUUAUUAUUGGAUGGGAUAGAGGAAUGCCAGAGCAGGAGCAAGUGCCAAAGAUUCGCGAUCUGUGGAUCUGAGAAGAGUGCGUUUGUGUACUCGGGGGGAAAGGGGGUAAGUCCGAGCAGGUCCGGUGUCGUGCCUGGGGCAGAGGAAAGGACAUGAGAAAUUUAAGUCAGGGGAAGCGUUUACGAGGUUGAUGGUCAAAGAUCAAGACUGCGCUUCUUUGAGUGGAGGAAAUUUACGUAAGCCCUGACAUCUGUGGAUGUUCUGAGGUUUAGGAAGACUUUGGGCUGAGUCUUGCCGUUGGUGCUCCACUGAUAUUGGGUUUAUGUGAGAUCCCCACCUCGCAACCCUACUUUAUGAGGCGUGACGUGAGGGCUGGCAAACAGGUAUCUGCAAUCAGCCGGAAUUCGUAGGUGAAGAACUUUGGGGACCGAAGUUGGCUUGAACUGAGUUCAAAUUUUCGGAACAUAUUCAAGGAGGUGAAAGAGACGCAACAAAUUGUACAGGGUGAUGGCCGUGUAGAGAGUGAAGUUAAAGCGCAGCUACUUUGAAGCCUAGAAGGUUUUGACGAGCAUCUUACAGCCUGAGGAGGACUCACCGUAGUCACUUGAGCAAGUCCAAGGGAGGGUUGGGAUAUAAUGAGCUUUUGAUCAUAAGAAAAGGGUACACUGGAAAGAAUGAUGUUGGAAGGGCAUACUAGUGGCAAUAUUAUGGAGUCACGUGGUCUGAAGGUGAUGCAGGCCCAAGCUGCAUCUCUCCCGUUUUAUGGUUCUUCUGUUUCGUCUCCCCUGUUUUCUGACAACAUCUACUUGCCUGCGGAGAGACAAGUCGGUUUUUGGAAGAGUGACGGAAACUCCAAUGGUCAUCUGGAUGGGUAUUCGUCCUCUGUAUCUCAAGUGUUGUCUUCAUCUUUUGGAUUUGGUGUAGAGGACUCUGCAAUGGAUCCGUCCAAUCGGGGCGUGCACAUACAUUCAAAUGGCCCUUCUGAGCAAGCUAAGCAGAACGAGUGGAACCAGGAUUGGUCCAGAGGUUCUCAUCACGGGAAGGUUAAUAUUGAUCAAUGGGCUGUUGGAUCAGAAAGAAGGGCCAGCUUGUCUUCAUAUCCUUGGAAUUCUUCCGGUGAAAUUGCAGGGCUGCGGUCGAAUGCACUGUCUUCAUCCCCUCAUGUAAAUGGAACUCUCGACAAAUUGGAUGGUUAUAAUGAUGCUGACAACAGUGGUUUUUCCAGCUCAUUUCCAGCUCUCUUCCAAAAAAUGAGAAUCUCAAACGCAGAUGUGUGUAUAAGCCACUCAAUUGAUACUACCGGUUCUCACCUAAACGGAGAUCUUGAGGGUGAUGAGCCUUUUGGAUCACUGGAAGAGUUGGAGUCACAUACGAUCGGCAAUCUUCUUCCUGAUGACGAAGAAGAGUUACUCGCUGGAGUCACGGAUGACUUUGAUUGCAUUGGACCUUCAAAUGCUGAAGAUACAGAUGAUUUUGAUCUGUUUAGCAGUGGAGGUGGCAUGGAGCUGGAAGGGGAUCCCCAAGAUGCCCUGAGUGCAUAUAUGAACACUCAUCGCACUCUAGAUGUAUUGGUCGGAGGCUCUGCAACACAGCAUGGUGGAUCAAAUGCUGCAGGCUCUGUUGCUGGAGAACAUCCGUACGGGGAGCAUCCUUCACGAACAUUGUUCGUUCGCAAUAUCAAUAGCAAUGUUGAGGAUACCGAGCUACGAGCACUAUUUGAGCAAUAUGGGGCUAUACGCACACUAUAUACUGCCUGUAAACAUCGAGGCUUUGUCAUGAUUUCAUACUACGACAUUAGGUCUGCACGUAGUGCAAUGCGUGCUCUUCAAAACAAGCCUCUGCGCCGUCGGAAACUCGAUAUUCACUUCUCCAUACCGAAGGACAACCCUUCCGAUAAAGAUGUCAACCAAGGCACUUUGGUUGUGUUUAAUCUUGAUGCUUCUGUCUCAAACGAUGAUCUACGUCAAAUUUUUGGAGUUUAUGGCGAGGUCAAGGAGAUUCGGGAGACACCACACAAGCGUCAUCACAAGUUCAUAGAGUUCUAUGACGUAAGAGCAGCCGAAGCUGCCCUGAGGGCGUUGAACAGAAGUGACAUAGCCGGGAAACGCAUCAAACUUGAGCCUAGUCGUCCUGGAGGAGCUCGCCGCAGUCUAAUGCAGCAGCUUAGCCAAGAGUUAGAGCAAGAAGAAAGUCGACCACAUAGACAGCAAGCUCAUUCGCCACUUACCAACUCUCCUCCAGGACAUCCUUCUCAGUGGGGCUCUGUGAGCAGUUCUGUGGACAAUCCUCUUCGAAGUUUACAUCAUUCAUUGCCCCACGGAAACUUCUCUCCUCUUGUAGGCAAGCAAGCAAUUAGCGGGGUAGCUGCCAGCUUACCACCUCACCUAUCCUCUCCUGUUCGAGUAGGGACAAUUGGUAGCCAUGUUGGCCAGUCCAAUCAAACAGAAGCGGGCCAUUCAUUGGGACACAUGGGCAUCGGAGUGCAUCGCCUUCCGCCCCAUCACCCACACUCUCUGCCUGAGUACUCCAAUAGUAUCAUGAAUUCGGUAAACUUCAGCCCUGCCCCUGGUUCUGGGUCAGCGGCCAGCAAUGCCACUGCAUUGAGGUCACGCGAAGCGGAAGGAAGGAGGCUGCAGCGAACCAGUAGUGGGACUAUAAACGAUCCAUCGACCUUUGAUCAUGCCAAUGGAGGGCAUCAAUUUCUUUGGGGAAGUUCAGCACCUUAUCAUCAUCAUACGCAGAGUUCUCCUCCAUUGAUAUGGCCAUCAUCUUCAGUGGGAUUGUCAUUCAACCAUGGUGGGCAGUCCCAACCUCAAUCACAUGCAUUUUCUGGGACACAUGGCCAUCUGGUAAAUCAGGCCGUCCUUUCGCAUCGGGGACACCAUGUCGGCUCUGCUCCCGGAGAACCAUCAGUUAUGGAUAGACGCCAUGCUUAUCUUGGAGAAUCACCAGAUUCAUCUUCUAUCAUUCGAGGAAUGGGUAUGGGUGGCUCCAGCGGAACCCACGCGAUCAACAUCACUGGUGGUGGUCAUGGUUUAAUAAAUCUUGCGGCAGGGAUGGGAAGCAACGGGGGCCUUGAGCAUAGUGCUGCAUCUCCAAUAGGAGUUUUGUCACCGCAGCACCGGCCUCGUAUGUUCCCCAGUGGUAGUUUGCCUGGUUCAGUUUCAGCCUCUAUGGACGGAUUGAGUGAUCGAGGAAGGAGUCGCAGGGGAGAAAGUAGUGGGGCACAGGCUGACAACAAGAAGCAGUAUCUACUUGACUUAGAUCGCAUUAUGCGCGGGGAGGAUUCUCGGACCACUCUUAUGAUUAAGAACAUACCAAACAAGUACACAUCGAAGAUGCUACUUGCAGCCAUUGAUGAACAUCAUCGUGGAACUUAUGAUUUUAUAUACCUCCCUAUCGACUUCAAGAAUAAAUGUAAUGUCGGCUAUGCUUUCAUUAACAUGAUUGCACCUUCUCGAAUCGUUCCAUUCUAUCAGGCAUUCAAUGGGAAGAAGUGGGAGAAGUUUAAUAGUGAAAAAGUGGCGUCUCUUGCUUAUGCCCGUAUACAGGGCAAAGCUGCACUGGUGGCCCACUUUCAAAAUUCAAGUUUAAUGAAUGAGGAUAAGCGAUGCCGCCCCAUUCUAUUUCACUCAGAAGGGCCUCAUGUGGGGGACCAGGUAUUUACCCUCAUUGGAGAGGAACCAUUCCCAGUUGGAGUAAACGUGCGAACUCGUCCUAGCAGGGACCGUGGUAGCAAUGGAGGGAGCCAUCAAGGAAGUCCGUCCACAAGUAGCAGCAGCAGGGAUGAAUCAGUCCACGGAGGCAUUGGAUCUUUAUCGGGUGCUGUACGCAGUUCUUCACCCGAUAGAGAAAGGGAAUGAUCAAAUCUCACUUCUAUAUAACAACUCGGAUUGAGAGUGAACGCCAGCUUAUAUUUUGUGGGAAUUCUCAUGUCACUUCUUAUGCAACGCAACGCACGCGAAGGUUUUGGAAUUGGAUCGUUGAAACAUCCAGUUACGGGGGAAGAAGGAUGAGGCCUACUCAAGUUUUUGUACACGUUAAACAGCUGGCAAAGAGAGGCAGGACCAGUCCUGUGCAUUUUGAAGCUGCGACGGCAGCUGUUUUUGCGGCAGCGCAAAUAGCUUCUGCAACUUUGUUCACAGUUUUCCUCUCUAGAUUGAAUAUUAUCUAAGCACGAGUGGCGUCAUUCAGGGACGGCUGAAAGCGGGUGUAGGUUUGUAAACAAAGGGUGCUUACGAAUGUAUCGGCAUGUGUUUGAUUGAAGGCUCUAGAUUUUCAGGCUCUAGGGUGGGACAGCAGCUUGAAGAGUUGGCCUAAGGCUAUCUGUUCUGCUGACUUGAGUCUGAGACGCGCCACGAAGUGUACAGAUGACGUGAGUUGGGCAUUGGAGAGUGAAGUAAGUGUGUAAUUAGAUUAUGCCGGUACAUUGCCCUUGAUGGUUAAUUGGCAUCUUCAUAUUCAUAUAGAGCUCGAUUGGAGCGGGUGCUUGUUUUGUAGGCGGUUGAUGACUGUUUUUCCUUCUGGACCUUUGAGGGAAGGCCAAUUGUCUAGAUUUAAAUAUUGGUUCUUGGAAUUUUUCAUAAAUCACUUUAUAUUCGUGGUUAUUAUAUCAUUAAGUACAGGAGGUAGGCGGUGUGAGAGAGUCCAAUUGGGCAGAACGGUUGUGUAAAUUGUGUAUUUUGAUCUAUUGUAAAUCAUUCUCCUGUAUUCUCCGC